Molecule: messenger RNA, 1656 nt
Organism: Carassius auratus (goldfish)
Lineage: Eukaryota; Metazoa; Chordata; Actinopteri; Cypriniformes; Cyprinidae
Product: cyclic AMP-dependent transcription factor ATF-6 beta-like
Exons: 4
Coding region: 42-596 (184 amino acids)
Biological process (GO): endoplasmic reticulum unfolded protein response; regulation of transcription by RNA polymerase II
Cellular component (GO): nucleus
Molecular function (GO): RNA polymerase II cis-regulatory region sequence-specific DNA binding; DNA-binding transcription factor activity, RNA polymerase II-specific
Source: RefSeq, a predicted model, not a curated record
CAAAGAUGAGUUGCCCUGUGAAACAUUAGUAUAGUUUACACAUGAUUCGCUGGAUUUAUGUGUUCUUUCCCUAUCACCUGCAGAAAGCGCAGCACAAAAAGACAAACUUUUCCAGGUACCUUCCAAUUCAGGCUCAUCGUUCAAUUGAAAGUCAGCUGCAGGUCCUGCCUGGGCCAGAGAUCAGCUACAGCGACUUUCUGGAUGCUAUUGAUCGGCGUGAGGACACUUUCUAUGUUGUAUCAUUCAGACGGGAUCACCUGCUGUUACCUGCCAUCAGCCACAAUAAAACAACUCGACCCAAAAUGUCUCUGGUCAUGCCUGCCAUGGCCAUCAAUGAUUCGGUGUAUAACUCGUCUCAGGGCGGCUAUGAAAUGAUGAUGCAGGUGGACUGUGAGGUGAUGGACACGCGGAUCAUCCCAAUCAAGUCCUCUGUAGUCCCGCCCUCUCUCAGAGACCCGCCCCCCACUCCGCCCCCCCACCAUCAGCAUGCUAACCACACCUCGCUGCGCAGCCGUCAGCAUCACUUGCACGGCAGCGGGGCGUCGCCGAGGCGGAGGACCGCGGGUUACUUCAUCAGUCAGAGCGGAUCUGAUUGAGAGUCUGAGAGCAGGAACAAAGGACUCUCCAGCAGUAGUUUAAGUUUCUUUUACUCUCGAAUCAACCCUGGGAACACAGGACAAAUGAUCAGACACGUACAUGAUACGGUGAAAUGACUGAUGGACCGUUGCACUUAUGUGGUUAGCGCUGGGGGCUUCCGCGGGUGGGCUGUGUUUCCUUCCCUCCUGUUAGCAGUAGCCUGUUUGUUCAAACCUUCUGUUCCUGAAUCAUAUGCUCUCUUUUUAUACAUACCUUGUGUUGUUGUUGUUGUUUUUUUAUUGAGAUUAUUUAAAAAAGAAUGUGCUUCUAUUAGAUUAUAUAAAGCAUUAUGAAUCUUGAUUUGAAUGUAAGGAAUGAUGGUGUUUGUAUAUAUCCUUUGCUCUGUCACAGGUGACGGCUGCUCCAGUGUAAAGCUGCUGGUUUGCUGCUCUUUCUCAUCACAGCUUGAUCUUUCUUUUGAUGGCUGGGCUUGUGAAAUGUUAGCGUGUCACAGAAGCUUCUGCCGUUAGCGUUUUCAUUUUCAGGUGUCUUGUCUUGAAUGUUUUGCUGCUUUUGUCCCGAACCACUAACAGGACGAUGAAUUUAUUAGUGAACAGGUUUAGAUUUUGACAAAGCGCUUUACUGGCCGUCCAUCAUCCCGCUCCGUUUGCUGAUAUCUCUCAACCACCUUGUGUUCAACUCGAAGGGAAUAAGGCCCGUGGCCAGAUGUAUAUUUCUGUUGUAGUUUUCCUUCUGUGAAGAUGUUUUAUCUCCUGAUUGAAGAUGAUUUCAUGUUUUCUUGUCACCUGCAAUCUUCAUGGCUUCUUGUCAAAUCCAGCGCAGUCCAUCUGAUGAUGAUGAUGAUGAUGAUGAAGCCUUCCCAUGAUGAACUGCUCUAGCAUGCUUCUGUUAUCUGUGAUGGAGGGAUGUGUAUGUAAAUGUAAACCUGCUUUUUUUUACUUUAUUUAAAGAGCUUUCAUAUGGAAAACACUUUCUCUUCCUGUCUGUAUGAGAGUUUUGAACUACUGUGUUCAUUUGUAGAGGAGAAAAUACAUUUGAUAAAAACUGUGUAGUAAGUGA